UUGGUCGGAGACUGCUUUUCUACAUGAACUGGAUGUAUCUGUUCUUCGAGUUCGUGUAACUUUGGAUCUAGUAUUUUACAAUUUUGGAGUCCAUUUAUACGGAAAUAAGAACAGAUAAAACCCCUUGAAGAGCAAGAAAAGCCAUUGCAAUGGCAAUUGGAACUCGAUCGGCCAGCAAGAAGGAAAAAGGUAAAGAAGCCACAGAACAGAAGAAAAAGGAAAGCAGAGAUGCUGAGACUCAAACAGAUCCAGAAAUAACUGGAGUUGACGCUGACGACUUCGAGGAAGAUGACUAUAGCAAUGGCGAAGAAGAAGACUCGGAAACAGAAAGUAGCGAAGAUGAAGAAGAAGAAGGGAUGCCAGGACCUGAGAAACCAUCCACCGAGACCAAGUCAAGCAAAGGAACAUGUGCCAGACCCGUUCCUCGCAAGAAGAUCGAGCUUAAGUAUUAUUUUGGUGAAGAUAUGCCAGAUUCCGAACUUAAGAAACUUGCCGAAGCAGAUGUCCUAGUCCCCCCUGGUCUUGAAGUGCGAACGUCCAACAUCCAGCAAGGUCUCGGAGUCUUUGCAAGGUGUGUUAUUCCUAAGCAUGAGUUCUUUGGUCCUUACGUGGGGAAGAAAGUUCCUGCACAAGAGGCGAAGAACUACAAAGAUGUCAAGUAUGUGUGGGAGGUUUAUGAUGAUUACGGCAAAGUAAUACACUUGAUAGACGGACGAGAAUCUCUGCAGUCUAAUUGGUUGAAGUAUGUGAGCUGUAGCCCAAGUUUCGCUGAACAGAAUAUACGAAGUGUGCAGUAUGACAGCAAUAUAUACUACAUGGUGACCAAGACCAUAGAGAUAGGCGAAGAACUGCUCACUUAUUAUGGUGACAAGCAAGCCAGAAAGCAGGGAGUUAAAGUCAAGAAAACCUCAAAUCAACCUAAAGAAGAUGAAAGCUUCGUGUGUAAGAACUGCGGCAAGAUGUACACCACACCCAGUGCUCUAAUUGGCCAUCUGAAGUUCAAGUGUAGCUCUGGAGAACAGCGUAGUAUCUUCGUGCCGUUGCCACCGACAGGCCCAAGGUCUUUGAUCCCCAAAAUCAAAGUAUCAGAGGAAUACGCCAAGCAGGAGAACGAGAAGAUGAAGAAGUUCAAGUGCGACGAAUGUGGCAAGGCCUUUAUCCGGAACUACACGCUUCAGUGUCACAUGCUGAUUCACAAGGGAGUCAAGGACUUCAAGUGCGAGGAAUGCGGUAAAGAAUUUACCCUGAUGAAGCAUUUACAGAGGCAUAAGUUGGUGCAUACCGGGGAAAAGCCUUACAAGUGUCAUCUGUGUGGAAGAGCGUUCUCUCAGCAAGGUAGCCUGCAGGCGCACAGCCGUACCCACACCGGUAUCAAGCCGUACAAGUGCAAGAUCUGUGGGCGCGCGUUUGCGUUGCAGUCGCCGUUGCUCUCGCACAUCAAGACGCACAGCAACGAAAAGGCAUUCAAGUGCGAGAAGUGCGGCAAGGCGUUCACGCACCGUAACACUCUGGCAAGACACGAGCUCAUCCAUAGCGGCAAACGUCCAUUUAAGUGUGACGAGUGUGGCAAGACCUUCACGCAAACCAAUGACCUGAAGCGUCAUAGCAGGAUCCAUACAGGUAUCCGGCCCUACAUGUGCCAUGUCUGUGGCAAGUCGUUCACUGUGGAGUUUACCUUAGUGUGCCAUGUGCGCACACAUACGGGUGAACGACCCUACUUGUGUGAUUACUGCGACAAGUCCUUCACUCAACCAGGAGCCCGUCUCAAGCACGCGCGCAAGUGCCAUCCAGAUCUUCCUCCUCCGUCCAGUCAACCCAGACUUUUAGGAAACAAUAACACCAGUAACGGAACAACACAGGGCACUAAUUCAAGCUCUUCGUCAACCCCUAGCACCACUACUACCUCGACAACUGUCGCCAACGAAGUACCAAGCCAUGAAGAUACCGAGAAAGAAAAUGCCGAGGUUAAUGGUACCAAAGUACCAAGCCAUGAAGAUACCGAGAAAGAAAAUGCCGAGGUUAAUGGUACCAAAGUACCAAGCCAUGAAGAUACCGAGAAAGUAAAUGCCGGUGUUAAUGGUACCAAAGUACCAAGCCAUGAAGAUACCGAGAAAGAAAAUGCCGAGGUUAAUGGUAUAGCGAAGGGAAACAUGGCAGCCACAACAGAGCCUUCUGCGGAAAUAUCGAAUGCGUCUCCAGAAGAAGUAGGCAUGGACGUGGACGCUGAAGAUACCACAAGUACAGAGAUCAAUAAUGGUCAACAAAAUGCUCUAGUGAACGGCGCGGUUGCGUGAUUAAACUAAGAUUCAAAAACACUCAGAUUGGUAACCGGCCUUAAAAAUGCCUUACCAGCUGUCUCCAGAUGGAGCUUGUCGUUUUUUUACUCGUAUGUUAAAAGUCAGUCAGCACCCUAGGUAAAGAUUGCAUGAAAGUCGUUGAUUUCUAUUGAAUGGCUCUUUUUUUUCUUAAUAUAGUGUAUGUCCUAUAGCUCACAAAAGUUAAAAUUACUAAAUAUAAAAGAGCGUCAUAUAUAGUGAGGAUACAAAAUAGGACAGUUUAGCAUUCAACAGAAAAGUAAAUUUUCCCCACAUUACUCUUUUCCAUUUGUUGAUCUGAACGUAUUUUUACGAUUAAUUGAUCAUGCCUUUUUCGAGCCGUUCAACUGCGAUUGAAUAUCUCUUUGUACCACUGUGACUUUCGUUGUCAUCAUGAUUUCUAAAUAUUCUCAUUAAAACAAUUCUUUUCAAAA
Molecule: messenger RNA, 2749 nt
Organism: Actinia tenebrosa (Australian red waratah sea anemone)
Lineage: Eukaryota; Metazoa; Cnidaria; Anthozoa; Actiniaria; Actiniidae
Biological process (GO): regulation of transcription by RNA polymerase II
Cellular component (GO): nucleus
Molecular function (GO): DNA-binding transcription factor activity, RNA polymerase II-specific; protein binding
Source: RefSeq, a predicted model, not a curated record